Messenger RNA from Carcharodon carcharias (great white shark), 2438 nucleotides. It is a transcript of the gene gatad2b, whose product is annotated as GATA zinc finger domain containing 2B. Gene Ontology annotation, cellular component: NuRD complex. The transcript is spliced from 12 exons. Gene Ontology annotation, biological process: negative regulation of transcription by RNA polymerase II. The record is from RefSeq and is a predicted model, not a curated record. Gene Ontology annotation, molecular function: sequence-specific DNA binding; zinc ion binding. Lineage: Eukaryota; Metazoa; Chordata; Chondrichthyes; Lamniformes; Lamnidae. Bases 221 to 2077 code for a protein of 618 amino acids.
GGGCGGCGGAGCCCGGGGAGCGGCGGCGGCGGAGGAGGAGGAGGAGGCGGAUAAUAAGGCGGAGAAUGUAGCAUCUGGAGGCCACUGGUGCCAUUUCCCCCUCUGGAGCUCCCUUUCGGUCAUUGCAUUCUCACCCAGGAUGACGUGGCUCGCCGUGUGAACCCAGACACCUUUGCUCUUUGUCCCUCUGAAUGGUUCAGGAGACUCGGGCAGCAGCAGGAUGGACAGAAUGACGGACGAUGCCCUGAGGCUCCAUCUGCUGAAGCGAGGACUGGACCGGGCUGAGGAGCGGGAUGACAUGGUGGCCAAGAGGCUGAAGAUGGAAGGGCACGAGGCCAUGGAGCGGCUAAAGAUGCUGGCCUUGCUGAAGAGGAAGGACCUGGCCGGCCCCGAGAUGCCCCAGGACCUGGUGGUCAAAUCCGAGCACCAGAAGGCGGGCGAGGAGAAGAUGAAUGGCAGCCUGAAGCCUCGGCCGGAAAUCCGCAAUGUGGUCAAAGCGGGCAAGGAGAACAUGGGGGACGAACCCGUUGACAUGAGUGCGCACAAGAGUGACGUGGACAGAGAGCGGAGCACCCCCUCACCAGACAUCAUCGUGCUGUCAGACAACGAGGCCUCCAGCCCUCGAGCCAACGGCAGGUUCGAGGACCGGAUCAAGGUGGCAAACUUGGAGAUUUUCAAGGGCAAGGGCCCCGAGGAGCGGCAGAUGAUUAUCAAGCAGCUUCGGGAUGAGCUGCGGCUAGAGGAGGCCAGGCUGGUGCUGCUGAAGAAACUCCGCCAGAGCCAGAUACAGAAAGAGAACGUGGUGCAGAAGGUUCCUGUUGUGCAGAACGCACCAUCAGUCGUCCAGCCCUCGCUGGCUCAAGGCAGUCAGCAGGUGCUGUCCAAACCACCAUCCCGGCCCAUCUCUCAGGUAUUGGACCCUCAGAACCUGCGAGGAGCUCAGGGUCACCCGGUUAUCAGGUCGGUUCCCAGCAGCACCUUGCCGCAGCUGCUCAUGUCCCAGCGAGUGAUCGCACCGAGCCCGGCUCAGAUGCAGAACAUGAGGCUCGCCAAACCAGGUCUCAUCCACAGCCCGCUGUCUAGUCAGAAUCCAGCCAAUUCCUACCAGAAGCAGGCCAGCUCGUCCAUCCCGUCACCCCGGACCACUCCGUCCACCAUCUACAUGAACGUCUCGCCCCAUGUGCAGUCCAGCAUGACCACAGCGGCGGGGGCGGGGCCCAGCCCAGGCCUGUCCAGCCCCGGCAGCCUGAGCGACCCAGCCAGCAGCCAAGCCGCCGCCAAGCUGGCCCUGCGCAAGCAGCUGGAGAAGACGCUGCUGGAGAUCCCACCGCCCAAGCCCUCGCCCCCGCUGCUCAACUUCCUGCCCAGCGCGGCCAACAACGAGUUCAUCUACAUGCUGGGCCUGGAGGAGGUGGUGCAGAGCGUCAUCGAGAGCCAAGGGAAGGGGCGCUUCCGGCUGUCGCAGAUCGACCCGUUUGUGUGUUCGCAGUGUCGGACGGACUUCACCCCUCACUGGAAGCAGGAGAAGAACGGCAGCAUCCUGUGUGAGCAGUGCGUGACCUCCAACCAGAAGAAGGCGCUGAAAGCUGAGCACACCAACCGGCUGAAGACGGCGUUCGUCAAAGCUUUGCAGCAGGAACAGGAAAUUGAGCAGCGGAUACAGCAGCAAGCGGCGACAGUGUCGGCACCCCCUACGUCCGCCUCAGGCGUGCCGAUGAACAAACCUGAACCCGUGAUCAGGCACCACCCUCUCCGGCAGCAACCGCCUCAGUCACAGUCGUCACUCCAGCGAGGCCUCCACACCUCCGCCCGUAGCGUGCUCUCCAACUUUGCCCAGGGCCCCCAGCUGCACGUGGCCAGCGGUCUCUUAGGCAUGCCAGGUAAGCAUGCAGUGCGGAGCGGAGCCCCGAGCCGAGGACGAAGGCCGUACUUCACCAGUUCAGGGGUCAACAUGUCUUACAUGAACGCUGGAGUCGGAGGUCAGAAGGGGUCGACUCUGGCGGAUCGUCAGCGCGAGUACCUGCUGGACAUGAUCCCACCCAGGCCCAUCUCGCAGUCCGUCAGCACGCAGAAGUGAAGAGCUGCCCCCGUCGCAUGCAGUGCCUGUACUGGUGCCUAGUUACUUAACCCAUCGCUUUGGGGAGCCAACGCUCCACCCCUCCCCCCCCCAACCCUCUCCCCUCCUCUCCCCUCCCCAAUAUUAUUGUACUUUGUGUCUAUUGCUAACUUUGUUGUCAGGAUGGCGAGAUGGGCUUCUCUGGCCCGCUUCAGCUCACACAAGGCCGCAAAGCAAGUGUCAGAUUUCAGAAACGUGGAGGUGUGUGUGUACGUGUCUGCCUGUGAGUGUGUGUGUGUGUACGUGUCUGCCUGUGCGUGUCUGCCUGUGUGUGUGCGUGUCUGCCUGUGUGUGUGUGUGUGUGCGUGUCUGCCUGUGUGUG